AUGGCCACGCGGGAGGCCACGGCCCAACUCAGAAAAGCUCUCCGCACCUUUUCCAAACCUCGCGCCCGACCUUCUGUCAUUUCUCCUCGCCAGCAGCCUGGGAAGAGGAGCCCCGUCAAUGGAAACGCCUCACGGGCCGGCAGCCAGAAACGGGGGUCCCAGCUCCCACCCUUCUUCCUCACUCUGCAGGCAGUCAACUGCCAAGUGCAGCCCAUCCUAACUGCCGAGGCUCCUGGAAUCACCAGCGCCGUCGACCCGCACUGCUCCUCCCGACAUCCCCCGGGCCCUCAGCUCCCGCUGGCCCGGACCUUGCGGGCGACAAGGUCUUUAGAGCAAGAAGAGUCACAGCUUCUGUCCACAGAAGCGCAAGUUGCCGACCACAAGCACCAAAGCAGAGGGGCAGGCAGCACACAGCCCGGCAGCCAGAGUACCAGUCCGGCGACGGUCCCUGAGAUGAGCGAACGCCAAGUGUUCCAAGCGUCCGAGCUCGCCUUCCUGCUGGAGAACUGCAGCUCCUCCUAUGACUACGGGGAGAACGAGAGCGACUCCUGCUGCCCGUCCCCGCCGUGCCCGCAGGACUUCAGCUUGAGCUUCGACCGCACCUUCCAGCCGGCCCUGUACGGCCUCCUCUUCGUGCUGGGGCUGCUGGGCAACGGCGCCGUGGCGGCCGUGCUGCUGAGCCAGCGGGCGGCCCGGAGCACCACCGACACCUUCCUGCUCCACCUGGCCGCCGCCGACAUACUGCUCGUGCUGACCCUGCCCCUGUGGGCGGUGGACGCCGCCAUCCAGUGGGUCUUCGGGUCUGGCCUCUGCAAGGUGGCCGGGGCCCUCUUCAACAUCAACUUCUACGCCGGGGCCCUCCUGCUGGCCUGCAUCAGCUUCGACCGCUACCUGAGCAUCGUGCACGCCACCCAGCUGUACCGCCGGGGGCCCCCGGGCCGCGUGACCGUCACCUGCGUGGUCGUCUGGGGGCUCUGCCUCUUCUUCGCCAUCCCCGACUUCAUCUUCCUGUCGGCCCACCGCGACGAGCGCCUCAACGCCACCCACUGUCAGUACGACUUCCCGCAGGUGGGCCGCACGGCCCUGCGCGUCCUGCAGCUGGUCGCCGGCUUCCUGCUGCCCUUGCUGGUCAUGGCCUACUGCUACGCCCGCAUCCUGGCUGUGCUGCUCGUCUCCAGGGGCCAGCGACGGCUGCGCGCCAUGCGGCUGGUCGUGGCGGUCGUGGCGGCCUUUGCCCUCUGCUGGACCCCCUACCACCUGGUGGUGCUGCUGGACACCCUCAUGGACCUGGGGGCCUUGGGCCGCAACUGUGGCCGGGAGAGCCGCGUGGACGUGGCCAAGUCGGUCACGGCCGGCCUGGGCUACAUGCACUGCUGCCUCAACCCGCUGCUCUACGCCUUUGUGGGCGUCAAGUUCCGAGAGCGCAUGUGGGGGCUGCUCGCGCGCCUGGGCCGGCCCGGCCAGAGAGGGCACCAGCGGCCGCCGUCGUCCUCCCGCCGGGAGUCGUCCUGGUCCGAGACCACGGAGGCCUCCUACUCGGGCUUGUGAAGCCGGACAGGGGCUCUCC
Molecule: messenger RNA, 1567 nt
Organism: Odobenus rosmarus divergens (Pacific walrus)
Lineage: Eukaryota; Metazoa; Chordata; Mammalia; Carnivora; Odobenidae
Gene: CXCR3
Product: chemokine (C-X-C motif) receptor 3
Exons: 4
Coding region: 1-1548 (515 amino acids)
Biological process (GO): G protein-coupled receptor signaling pathway; immune response; inflammatory response
Cellular component (GO): membrane
Molecular function (GO): C-X-C chemokine receptor activity
Source: RefSeq, a predicted model, not a curated record